AUGCCCCGGGAGCCCCGUCGUGCCGCUCAACCACGCUUGACUGGCCCUUGCUCCGCGGCCCUCCGGCCCGCCCUCCAGAGGCGCUUUCCCAUUGGCAAGCGGCGCUGCCAAGCGAGGGGCCUCUCGCGGCCAUUGGCCCUUUGGCCGGCCGCCCCUUUCGGAGUCCCGCCUCAGUGCCCGCCCGCGAGGCCCUCCAGAGGCCGAUCCGAUUGGUGGGAUGAGCGGCUGUGGCUGCGGAGCGAGCUGCCGGGCUUCGGCGGCGCCUCCGCCGCUCGGUCGGUCGGUGGGUCGGGCCGCCCCCGCCAUGCCCAGAGGAGGCUCCCCGGCGCUGCCCGGAGGCGCCGCCACGGCCGACGCGAGCGCCGGGUGGAUGGAGGGGUGAGUGAGCCUGGCAGGAUUGUGGAUAAAAAUAUCUACAUUAUACAAGGUGAAAUCAAUACAGUAGUGGGAGCCAUAAAGCGCAGUGCGAGAUGGAGCACUCACACACACUUGGAUGAAGAACGGGAUCCCCUGUUGAACAGCUUCAGUAUCCUGAAGGAGGUUCUCAAUAAUAUAACUGACCUUUCAACGAUUGAGCCCAUUGUCUUUCUUCGGCCUUUCCUGGAAGUUAUCCGCUCUGAAGAUACUACUGGCCCCAUCACUGGGUUGGCCCUGACAUCCGUGAACAAGUUCCUUUCCUAUGCACUAAUAGAUUCUAGCCAUGAGGGCACAGCUGAGGGAAUGGAGAACAUGGCAGAUGCUGUCACGCAUGCCCGAUUUGUGGGCACAGACCCUGCGAGUGAUGAGGUGGUCCUGAUGAAGAUCUUGCAGGUUCUGCGGACUCUUCUCCUCACUCCCGUCGGAGCUCAUCUUACCAACGAGUCUGUGUGUGAAAUCAUGCAGUCCUGCUUUCGUAUAUGCUUUGAGAUGAGGCUCAGUGAGUUAUUGAGAAAAUCUGCAGAGCACACUCUGGUCGACAUGGUACAGCUGCUGUUCACAAGGUUGUCUCAGUUUAAAGAAGAGCCUAAAAGCUAUGUGGGGACUAACAUAAAGAAGUUGAAAAUGAGAGCAGGAGGGAUGAGUGACUCGUCAAAAUGGAAGAAGCAGAAGCGAUCCCCACGAGCCUCUUGCCACGUAACCAAAGUACCUUCAGGAUCAGAGCCGCCCGCUUUCAAUGGCACAGGCACACCCAGCAAUAUAACAGCAGGAGGAGUCAGUUUUGUUGAUGUCCCUUCUCCCAUCUCAUCUGGAAGUUCAGAAAACACGUCGUCUGCAGUCAGCCCAUCUACUGACAGCGGCGUGGAGGUUUCCUCCCACAUGAACUCGAAAGAAGAUCUUACAGACUUGCAGCCGGUCAGCCCUUUGGGAAUUAGCGCAACCGUGCCUUUAAGUGAGCCUAGAUGCAGAGAGCAGCUAGACCUCCAGGAUGAAUACCCCCCAGAAGAAAAGACGCCCUCUGCUUCGGUGGAGUCCAUCCCAGAAGUUCUAGAGGAGUGCACAUCUACGACUGAGCACUCAGACUCCACUUCUGUCCACGACAUGGACUACGUCAAUCCCCGGGGAGUGCGCUUUACGCAGUGUUCCCAGAAGGAAGGAACAGCACUAGUCCCUUAUGGAUUGCCUUGUAUCCGAGAACUGCUCCGUUUCCUCAUCUCCCUCACUAACCCACAUGAUCGCCACAACUCAGAUGUGAUGAUCCACAUGGGGCUGCAGUUGCUCACGGUUGCCCUGGAGCUGGCUUCCGUGGCCAGGUGCCCGUCCCUCUUGGGCCUCGUCAAGGAGGAGUUAUGUCGCUACCUCUUUCAAUUGUUGAGUGUGGAGCGGCUCAAUUUGUACUCCGCUUCCCUUCGAGUUUGUUUCCUCCUCUUUGAGAGUAUGAGAGAACACCUGAAAUUCCAGCUAGAGAUGUACAUAAAGAAGCUGAUGGAGAUAAUCACUGUAGAGAACCCCAAGAUGCCCUACGAGAUGAAGGAGAUGGCCCUGGAGGCCAUCGUCCAGCUCUGGAGGAUCCCUGGCUUCGUCACCGAGCUCUACAUCAACUAUGACUGUGACUACUACUGCGCUAACCUUUUUGAAGACCUCACCAAGCUGCUCUCCAAGAAUGCCUUUCCUGUUUCUGGACAACUGUACACGACUCACCUGCUAUCCCUUGAAGCGUUGCUGACGGUGAUUGACAGCACCGAGGCACAGUGCCAAGCCAAAGUACUGAGCAGCAUCUACCAGCAGGAGAAGGAAGCUUUGAAACUGAAAACAGAAAUGGCUUCUGGAAUCAAAGAAACCAUUGCUGAGGGGCAACUGACAGAAAACAAACCCCCUGUUUCAGAACCACUGGAAGGACGCCCCGCCACGAACGGCUGCUCAGUGGUCGCCCCCAUGGACCAUCGAGGCUGUCUGGAGGUGGAGGGGGGAAACGAUGCAGCAGAGAAGACCAUGCCAAGGAAGCCGACUCGCUUUUCCUGUCUCCUGCCUCCAACAACUGAAUUGAUAAAGAUUAAGAGUAAAAAGAAGCUCUUGAUAAGCGGUUCAGAACAGUUCAACCAAAAGCCGAAAAAGGGGAUUCAGUUUCUGCAGGAGAAGAAACUUCUGGCUUCCCCCAUGGAUAACAAUGAGGUGGCCAGGUGGCUGAGGGAGAAUCCUAGGCUGGACAAGAAAAUGAUUGGGGAAUUUGUGAGUGACCGGAAGAUUGCAGACUUGCUGGACAGUUUCGUGGGGACUUUCCGCUUCCAAGGCUUACGGCUGGAUGAAGCCUUGAGGCUCUACCUAGAAGCCUUCCGGCUGCCGGGAGAAGCUCCUGUCAUCCAUAGACUUUUGGAAGCCUUUACAGAACAUUGGCGAAAAUCAAAUGGGUCCCCAUUUGCUAAUAGUGAUGCUUGCUUUGCCUUGGCCUAUGCAGUUAUUAUGCUGAACACUGACCAGCACAACCAUAAUGUUCGGAAACAGAGUGUACCCAUGACUCUAGAGGAAUUCCGGAAAAACCUGAAAGGGGUAAACGGAGGCAAAGACUUUGAGCAAGACAUGCUGGAGGACAUGUACCAUGCCAUCAAAAAUGAGGAGAUAGUGAUGCCAGAGGAGCAGACUGGCCUUGUGAAGGAAAACUACGUCUGGAGUGUGUUGCUGCACCGUGGGGCCACUGAUGAAGGACUCUUUCUGCACGUGCCGCCUGGCAGCUAUGACCACGACCUCUUUGCCAUGACGUGGGGGCCAACUGUUGCCGCCCUCUCCUAUGUUUUUGAUAAAAGCCUAGAUGAAACAAUAAUCCAGAAGGCGCUCGCUGGAUUCAGGAAAUGUGCCAUGAUAGCUGCCCAUUACGGCCUGAGUGAUGUUUUUGACAAUCUGAUCAUUUCCCUCUGCAAAUUCACAGCCCUGAACAGUGAGUCCAUUGAGAACCUGCCCACUGUUUUUGGAAGCAACCCAAAGGCCCACAUAGCAGCGAAGACCGUGUUUCACUUGGCCCAUCGCCAUGGUGACAUUCUGCGGGAGGGCUGGAAGAACAUCAUGGAGGCCAUGCUGCAGCUUUUCAGAGCAGAGCUGUUGCCAAAAACCAUGGUGGAGGUUGAAGAUUUUGUGGAUCCCAAUGGCAAGAUCUCUCUGCAGCGUGAGGAGACACCUUCCAACCGUGGUGAGUCCACGGUGUUAAGUUUUGUUAGCUGGCUGACACUCAGUGGCACAGAACAAUCUGGCAUGAGAGGGCCCUCUACAGAGAACCAGGAGGCCAAGCGAAUGGCUUUAGAGUGUAUAAAGCAAUGUGAUCCAGAGAAGUUGAUCACUGAAAGCAAGUUUCUGCAACUGGAGUCCCUUCAGGAACUAAUGAAGGCUCUGAUCUCUGUGACUCCUGAUGAGGAAACGUAUGACGAGGAAGAUGCUGCUUUCUGCCUGGAGAUGCUUCUGAGGAUUGUUCUGGAGAACAGGGAUCGUGUGGGUUUCGUGUGGCAGGCAGUGCGAGACCACCUCUACCACUUGUGCGUGAAUGCUGUGGAGUAUUGCUUCCUGGUGGAGAGAGCGGUGGUGGGGCUUCUGCGUCUGGCCAUUCGAUUGCUCCGCAGGGAAGAGAUCAGCGCCCAGGUGCUGCUGUCCUUGCGCAUCCUGCUGAUGAUGAAGCCCAGCCUGCUGAACAGGGUCAGCCACCAGGUGGCAUACGGCCUCCACGAGCUCCUCAAGACCAACGCGGCCAACAUCCACUCCGGGGACGACUGGUACACCCUCUUCACCCUCCUGGAGUGCAUCGGCUCAGGGGUGAAGCCACCCCCGGCUCUGCAGGCGACGGCGAGAGUGGAGAACGACACCGGGGCUCAGUCGGACAGUGAGAUCUACCACCCUAAUGAAUCCAGCCCAGAUCGUGGCUACACUUCUGACUCGGAGGUGUACACAGAUCACAGCAAGCAAAGCAAAAUGCAUCGUUCUGUGACUGACGUCGACGUCGUGAACAGUGGCUGGCUGGUGGUUGGAAGGGAUGACCUGGACAGUCCAAAAGCCAUCAUAGGACCCUCCAAGCCGUGCAGCUCACCGCUGGUGAAUCAGUACAGUCUGACCGUGGGGCUGGAUCUGGGCCCACAUAAUACCAAGUCUCUGAUGAAGUGCGUGGAGUCUUUGUCUUUCAUUGUGCGAGAUGCAGCCCAUGUCACACCUGAGAACUUCGAACUUUGUGUCAAAACCAUCCGUAUCUUCGUGGAGGCCAGUCUAAAUGGAGGGUGCAAGUCCCAGGAGAAGAGGGGGAAGAGCCAUAAGUAUGACCCCCGAACAGCCCGUUUCAAGAAGAAAGCCAAGGAGAGGCACUUGAGGGGCUCCGGCCAGCACCAGCCCCGCUCUCCCAGUGAUGAGGAGGAAGAGGACGAGAGCGUUCCUGCCAGUUACCACACUGUGUCUUUACAGCUGCUGGACCUGAUGCACACCUUGCACACGCGAGCGGCCAACAUCUACAACUCCUGGGCGGAGGAGCAGCACCACCUGGAGGCCGCAGGGAGGAAGAUUGAAGCCGACUCCCAGACUCUGUGGGCCAAUUGCUGGUGCCCGCUCCUGCAAGGUAUCGCCUGCUUGUGCUGCGAUGCGCGGCGGCAGGUGAGGAUGCAGGCCCUGACCUACCUGCAGCGGGCUCUCCUGGUGCAUGACCUGCAGGCCCUGGAUGCCUUGGAGUGGGAGUCCUGCUUCAAUAAGGUGCUGUUUCCUCUGCUGACUAAACUCCUGGAAAACAUCAGCCCAGCAGAUGUUGGCGGGAUGGAGGAGACCAGAAUGAGAGCGUCGACUCUGCUUUCCAAGGUCUUCCUGCAGCACCUGUCUCCGCUGCUCUCCCUCCCCACCUUUGCUGCUUUGUGGCUGACCAUCCUGGAUUUCAUGGACAAGUACAUGCACUCCGGCUCCAGCGACCUGCUGCCAGAGGCUAUUCCUGAGUCGCUGAAGAACAUGCUGCUGGUGAUGGACACCGCCGGAAUAUUCCACAGCGCUGACUCCCGGACCGGCUACUCAGAUCUCUGGGAGAUCACCUGGGAGCGCAUAGACUGCUUUCUGCCAAAGCUGCGAGAUGAGCUCUUCAAACAGACAGUCAUCCAAGACCCCGUUUCAACUUUACCAUCAGAGAUGCAUCCUCCACAACCAGCCGUGUCUGUCCUGCCACAUUCUUCUGGGGGGGACACAAGGCCAGCCCCCCACCCGGCACCUCCUGAGAAGACUCUUGAGCGGACAGCCAGUGAUCCUGAGAAUGCCUCUGCCCCUGGCAGCAGCCCCCCCUCCGGACCUCCGAUCCUGUCUCCAGUGAAAGUGAGUGUGGCGAAAGAGACCCCUACAGCCAUGGCCCAGCAGCCGCUGAUCCUGCAGCCUCUGGCUUCCCCCUUGCAGGUGGGGGUGCCACCCAUGGCCCUGCCCAUCAUCCUGAACCCCGCCCUCAUAGAGGCCACCUCUCCUGUGCCACUCCUGGCCUCCCAGCGGCCCACUGACCCCACGGCCACUUCUGAAGUCAACUGA
Molecule: messenger RNA, 5934 nt
Organism: Euleptes europaea (tarantolino)
Lineage: Eukaryota; Metazoa; Chordata; Lepidosauria; Squamata; Sphaerodactylidae
Gene: GBF1
Product: golgi brefeldin A resistant guanine nucleotide exchange factor 1
Exons: 41
Coding region: 1-5934 (1977 amino acids)
Biological process (GO): regulation of ARF protein signal transduction
Molecular function (GO): guanyl-nucleotide exchange factor activity
Source: RefSeq, a predicted model, not a curated record